AUGUGCGUAGAAAUCCUAAAUAACGACACCAACGCCACAAUGGAGUACAACAAGAAACUCAGUGGCAAUAACAAGAAGAUGUCAUACAGCAUCAAGAAAAUGCUGAAAUCAAUUUUCAACAAACAAAAAUCAAAUCAAGAGAAAGUGAACCAGGACAUUUGUAAGCAGUCAUCAAUGGAAUCAUUAGAAUCGAUGGAAAACGACCGCAAUGCUGAAGCUGAAAUCGAAAGUGAAAACGAAGCAAAUGAACGCAUUUAUGCUGCCUCACAAUGUGGAUCGAGUAUUUGUUCAGAGGAUCAAUACGAUGAAGUUGCUGCCUAUGUUCCUGUACAUUUUGUUCGUACUACAAAUGGCACAUUCUUUUGGACAGCCACAUCUUCGAUUCCUGCUGAUGCUGAUUUAAUUGAACCACUUUGCUGCUCAACUGACAAUCAAAUUGCUGUAUCACAGUUCCAUGAUCGCUGGGCUCAAGCUUAA
This is a messenger RNA of Episyrphus balteatus (marmalade hoverfly), 477 nucleotides long. It is a transcript of the gene E(spl)m4-BFM, whose product is annotated as enhancer of split m4 protein. NCBI's taxonomy places the organism in Eukaryota, Metazoa, Arthropoda, Insecta, Diptera, Syrphidae. Gene Ontology annotation, biological process: sensory organ development; Notch signaling pathway. The record is from RefSeq and is a predicted model, not a curated record. The transcript has a single exon. Bases 1 to 477 code for a protein of 158 amino acids.